Molecule: messenger RNA, 699 nt
Organism: Acanthosepion pharaonis
Lineage: Eukaryota; Metazoa; Mollusca; Cephalopoda; Sepiida; Sepiidae
Source: the annotation of a GenBank genome assembly
AUGAGUCUUUUCCUCUCGCUCUCUCUCUCUCUCUCUCUCUCUCUCUCUCUCUCUCUCUCUCUCUCUCUCUCUUGCUCCAAUUCAUAUCAGGGAGAGUUUAAAUUUCGUUCUAAAUCCUCUCUGAUGAGUUCAACCAUCUUGGAUUACUUCUCACCCUCCAUUUUUUCUUCCUUCCCAGAUGCAAUCUUUCUUUCAUUCAUUUUCUUUUCUUACCUUAUCCUCUCUUUCCUUCCAUUUAUUCCUUAUCUCCUUUUCUCUCUCUCUCUCUACCCAUCCUACCCACAAUUCCUUACUGCUUUGCAUAAUCCCCGCCUUCUUUCCUUUUCGAGGCAUUUUGAUUCAUUUUUACCAUUCAUUUCUAUAAUUUCUCAGUUUUCAAACAAAAGAACUCGGCUCUCGUCAACUUCACUCGUCGUUCCUCUCAUUGUAAAAACCUCCCUCCCGUCUCCACCCACAAGACCGUUUGCUUCCCUGCGAGGACUCUUUCUUUCACGUGCAAACCUAACAACACCUGAAAUCACUUCACUGCAAAUCAAUGCGCAACGAGUCUACUUUCUUUCUUCUUUUUCUUUCUUUCUUCUUUUUCUUUCUGUUUUUCUUUCUUUCUUUUUCUUUCUUCUGUUUCUUUCUUUUUUUUCUUUCGUUCUUCUUUUUCUUUCUUUCUUUCUUUUUUCUUUCUUUCUAUUUUCAACAUCCUGA